This is a messenger RNA of Podarcis lilfordi (Lilford's wall lizard), 228 nucleotides long. NCBI's taxonomy places the organism in Eukaryota, Metazoa, Chordata, Lepidosauria, Squamata, Lacertidae. The record is from the annotation of a GenBank genome assembly.
AUGUCGGUCCAGGCGGACCCGGUUCAGCACAAGAUCCACCAGGACUGGGCCAACCGCGAGUACAUUGAGGUGACAACCAGCUCCAUUAAGAAGAUCGCGGACUUCCUCAAUUCCUUCGACAUGUCCUGCCGCUCGCACCUGGCCAUGCUCAACGAGAAGCUGACGGUGCUGGAGAGGUGGAUCGGAUACAUCGAGACCCGGGUAACAAAAGGUGAAACGCUGACAUAG